Molecule: messenger RNA, 8933 nt
Organism: Columba livia (rock pigeon)
Lineage: Eukaryota; Metazoa; Chordata; Aves; Columbiformes; Columbidae
Gene: ART4
Product: ADP-ribosyltransferase 4 (inactive) (Dombrock blood group)
Exons: 5
Coding region: 1348-2262 (304 amino acids)
Molecular function (GO): NAD+-protein-arginine ADP-ribosyltransferase activity; NAD+ poly-ADP-ribosyltransferase activity
Source: RefSeq, a predicted model, not a curated record
UGCCCUCCUAUGGCCAUUGUACAUAUUGCCAUCUGAUAAAAAGCCUAUAGUUUUGCUUUUGAAGCAUCUCAAAAUGUAGGUACAGGGGGCUGUCUUUCUCGUUCACUUCAUAUUACAACAUAUGCUAAGAUACCAGAAGGGAAAAAUAGGGACAUAAUCUGCAAAUGGAUUAUACGAAGCCGAAUUGAUAGUGAUUUUGACAUCCUAACAGGGUUGUUUAUCCUGAUCGUCAAGUUCCCACUGGAGCCUUUCAGCUCCUUUUAAUCUCUGCAUGAAUAGAAGAGGAUAUGCCUCUGAAUAAACUCACAACCUCUUCUCUGGAUUCACUUUUAGCCAUCAAAAUACAGCCCAAAGUGAUAGAGCCAUUCCAAGAAGUAAUAGCAACUAGUCAAAAGCAAACCAGUAUGAGACCUUCAUGUCAUCUCUCACCUUAUUUCAGCAAUAUUCAGCAAAUGCUCUCUGUCCACAGAAUCCCAGCAGCUGCACAGACACCUUUUUUUCCCAAGGAAUCACACCGUGGCUACAAGUGCCCCCCUCACUGAGCCUAUCUGUAGCAGGCAAUGGAAAAUGGACUUCUCUGUAGUCAGGAUGAGGCCGUUACACUUUCUCUUGGCUCUUUUUUCCAUGCAAAAGAGUUGUCAGAGGCCAUGUGACUUCGCAGGUAACUCGCUGCCCUUUAUUGGGAAGGGUGAUGGAAAGCAGCUACUAGAGAGAGGUUAGUCUCAGUAUUGAAUUUGUAUUGAUAGACUCAUUCUGAGUUUACCUAAUGUAAACAGUUCAACACAGUGCCACUCUGCAUUGGUGUAAAGGUAGGACUGUCAGCACAGUAUUAGAAACCAGGGGGAGCUGAGAAGAGAGAUAGUUACGUUAUCUCGGUUUCCAGAUGGGAUCCCAACCUACCCUGCAUUUCUAUGUUGGCUUUAUCAGAGCUCUGCACUUCUAUAAAAGUGCUUUUUAAGCUCUUGGUGAAGGCACGUUCUCCACUUCAUUCUGACACAUCACUCCUUGGGAGACAGCCACUUUAAACUUCUCCAAACCAGAAUUUUCAGCCUUUUUGCAAGAACAAGAACACCAGAUGCCUCGGAAUUAAGAGAAUUAUCAAGGUGAAGGUCAUGUGCACCAGCUGGAGUUGGUGCAACCAGACCCUGCCUUAUGGAUUGUGGGCACACUUCUACCAGUAAAUUGUCUGGAUUGAUUAAUGACUUCUGAAUUGCCGUAAGAAUCUGGUGAAUGAUCUUUUGUUGAAGAAUUGCCAUGAAAACCUGAGUGCAAGUUACAAACUGCAGAAUUUUCCAGUUCAAGAAAAAAGGGAAAGAAGCAGAUAUAAAUGACCUCUGCUUGAGCAAAAUGUCCUUUACAGUGUCUCAGGUGGACUCUAGGAUGCCAGUGGUGCUGGCCAGCCUUCUGUUGCUGAUCUCCUCACAAAUGCUGGUAAAGGGGGCUGUGUCCCACCUUAUGAUGGAUAUGUCUCUGCAUUCCUUUGAUGACCAGUAUCUGGGAUGCAGAGAGCAGAUGAUUGAAGAACUGGAACAAGGAGACUAUUUCCAAGAGGAAAUAGCUGCUAACAAGGACUAUUUGAGUCUCUGGAAGAAGGCUCAGGAGGCUUUGUUAAAAAGCCCUGUAGGUCUUCUGAGGGAGAUGCAUGAGAGCCAUGCCAUAGUCCUCAUGGCUUACACCAUGAACUCUUCCCUGCACUCUGAGCUCAACUGGGCCACAUCUACAGCAGGAAGCUCUCCAGAGAACUACAGACAUAACUUCAGUUUCAAAUAUUUUCACUUUUACCUAACGACUGCUAUCCAGAUAAUGAAGCAGUGGCAGAGCAGCAAGGAGAGCAUGGAGAAUCCUAAGUGCUACCGAGUGCACAGGGGUGUAAAGGACUUAUACAUCGAGGCCGCGGUAGGCAGCAGAGUGCGAUUUGGUCGUUUCACCUCCACCUCCCGCCUCUGGAAUGAAGCCCAGAGGUUUGGGAAUGAGACUUUGUUCACAGUGACCACUUGCCUGGGAGCAGCCGUGCAAGGCUUUUCUUACCACACAUCUGAGAAGGAAGUCCUCAUUCCCCCAUAUGAGGUAUUCUUUGUCAAAAGCUUCUUUCGGUCACAGCAUGGUAACCGGCUGCAUCUGCAUUCCGUGGGGAACUACAGCAAGUACCACUGCCAGCUUGUGGAAGCUUCAAGAAGCAAGAACAGUGGUUCCACUGCCCUCGCCUUUGCUGUUCUUCCUAGUGUACUUGGAGUUUUCAUCUGCUUGGCCCACAAUGACUGAUUCUCUGGCUGCAUUCAGAUAUAUACACUGCAAUAGCAGGCAAGAAUUCACAGGAAAUCAGUGUCUGGAGUUUGCGCUGUUACACAAGGUUCAACCCUGCCUUUGCUUUCAGCUGCAGCUCUCCAGCUGACACUGGAACAUUCAGCCUGCUUCAUCAAAACAGACAUUCUCUGGACCUGUUCAGGUAGGAGGGUAGUUAUCUAUGGACUUUCCGAAGAGAAGGUUAGUGACAGCCUUCACUAUAGGUAGCUUUUCCUUAGACAUUCAGGAAAGACACAUAGGGACUUUGGACUCUACAGAUCUCUUAGUACCUUUAUUUUUAGCAAGGAAGAGUCUGUCUGUGGGAUGCAAAAGGCACCAUGGUGGUAAAGUUGAGUGGAUAACUGUGCAGCCUCGCAUAUCUCCUUUGAGUGCAGGGUCCCAGGGGACAGUAAAGUCUGUGGCUGUUGCAUAGUGGCCUUUCCCCGCUGCCUGACCCCAUGCAUCAAAGCCAGAGCUCUCAUCUCAGGCUGACUCUCUGCAUCUCACACAUGUGGGACAGAAGCAUAAAGCUGCUUUGAGAGAUGGAACUUAGCUGGAGAGGAUCAGGAGACUUGUCAGGCUUCAGCUUUCAUGUUUGACUUCAGCACUUCUGAAAAAUCAGGCAGAUCCUGCGUUCAUAAUAGUCCUCUAAUGGCUGCUGAAUACCAUCUGGUCAGUUCACGCUGAAGUGAAGGACAGCCUGUGGAGCCUGCUGCUGUCUUCAUGGGUGCUGGAUGUGACUGAAAUUCGUUUACCUGCCAUUCUACUUUGCCAGUCUACAAUGUCUAAUGCUGGAGGUUGAAUCAACAUCAAACUGGAGCUGGAAUUUCUGAUUUAUCUAUAGACUCCUCUCAUUUUUAUGUGUUCAUUUAGCACUUCUGGAGCCUUAGACACCCAAGGCAGAACAGGUAUGAAGUUCUCCCAUCUUCAAAAAAUAACAGUGUAGAAAUGAUAAGAAAUGUUUUCUGCCUGCAAUUCCCCUUUCCAAGGUGUCUUGCUUGCUGCUUCACCCCUGGUCUCUCACCUCCACUGAUGCUAGUUCUGGGCUGAGGCUACUGUCGGAGAGGUUAUCUCACUGCUCAAAGGAGACUAGUCAUGGUGAUUUAGGUUUUCAGUGGAGUCAACAAAUAAUUGAACUGAAACUCACUGACACAUUUCACAAAUGACCCCAGCUUUCAGUCACUGCUGAUCUUGGAAGGAAGCUGGAGCUCUGUAUUCACCAUCCCCUGUCUGAAAUGGUAAACAAGAAGUUAGCUAUCCAAGUGCUUGCCCAGGCAGCUAAAAAAGAUUUAAUACACAACUAUUUUACUAUUAGGUUGUUUUCUAUCUAUAUGUCAUGUUACUUUCUCGUUGCUCUUGGUUUACCAGUUAUUUCAAAUAACUUGUCAGAGCUUGAUUUUGACCCCUAGAUGCUCAAAGAUACUAAGCCCAUAUUUCAAAAAAGAAUGAAAAGAUUAGAAGCAGCUGCUGCAGAUACCUCUUGUAUGUGUGUUCAAACAUGCUUAAACUCUUUCCUGCGUCAGAAAAACAGGAAUCAAGAUGGAUUUCUGACACAUCAGCACAUUUACGUCUCUUGCUUCUUAUCUGUUAUUUCUAGCAUGCAGGCUUGAAGUGUUUUGACAAAGGCUUGGAAUAUGUCACAAGGUGGCUUCAGCACCCUGAAAGCCUCCUCUAAACACUCAGCUGCUAUUCUCAAGCUUUUCUUUAUGGAUCUGUGUCCUUGAAGGAUAGCCUGUAGGAAAGCGAGUGUAGAGGAGGAGGGUAGAGAACGAAGCUUGAGUUGUUGUGAUGUUCCACUCGAGGAGGAGCUGCCAUCUGUGGUACCUGGUGUCUCAUUUUCUUGCAGCAUCUUCAUAAUAUCAGCAUAGUCCAUGAGAAGUUCUGAUACUCGGAGAGAUAAGGCAGGUGAACUCAACUGACCAAUAGCAGACUCUACUGUGUCAGGGACACGGUCAUGUUUCAACAUCACUGCAACAAGUACACACUUGAUGCUGUCUACAACCCCCUUGUAACUCUCAUAAAGUUCCUUUACUGCGGUGACCUUGUCCUGUAGGGAGGUGAUGUGACCAGCAAUCUUAGCAUAUAAACGGUGGCUGAUGCUUUCCUCUACAUCUUUGUCUUUUGUUUCCAUGCUGGCUUGCAUAUCUUUCAAAGCAUUAACAAGGAGUUGCAGAUUCUCUCUAAUGCUGAAGUUUUCUUUCACUGCCAAGGUGGGGAAACUGGUGCCAAGAUGCAUAUUGAGGAGUUGUAAUAUCGUGUUGGUUGAAGAGACAUAGAUGUGCACUAAGUCAUACAGAUUCUGGCAGGCUGUGGCCAGCCUUUCUUUAUCACUUUGAAAACCAAGGCGAGCUAACAUUUCUGAAGUGAGGUCUGACUCUGAAAACAGAAGAAAUUCAGAAGACAAAGGGGGAUAAAACUGGAUGUAUUUUCAGCUAUAAUGAUACAUUUCUGAAAUCAAUAUUACAAAUUAUCAACCCACCUGACCCACCCUCCUCCAAGACAUUACAAUUAGAAAUAAACAGAAAAAGCUCUUUGUCAGCCUUCUCAGGGGUCUUACCAAGCAGGCCAGCAAAAUAUGGUGCAAACAGCUGCAAGUAUCUUUACUCUUAUGGCUGCGGGAAGUGUGACUCUGGCCUGCAGCAUGCAAUCUGAAAAGCAAUAGAGGUGCUGUAAGUGAAUUGUUCUUGCCUGUUUAUUGGUAAAUUUAUGGGAGUCCUAGCAAACAAUCUACUUUACGUCAUCCUUAGAACUAAAAUCCUUCAGUUUGUAUUAUAUGUACUGGUGGGUCUACACAGAAUUAAACUAAUAUUCUGGGGAGGGGGGAAUACACACAGCAAAGUCAAAUGCAUCAGACAUCUACAUUCAAGAGGCAAAGCAAUUGAAGACUGAGUCCUGCAAUGUUUUCAGGCUACAGUUUCCUGUGAUGUGACCCAUAUCUGUCAGUUCAUACAGCAGCUAGAUGUGGCAAACACCCCUUGAUAGGUGGAAGAACAUUCUCUUUGCUUGGGCUCCAUAUUGCUACCAUAUUGACUGCUAAGGAAGUUAUGUCCUUCGGCUUGCAUCUAAGAGGCCAGCUGCAGGCACAAUCCUGGGAUGCAUGACACACAGCUGCUGUUGUUGCCUUUGCUUGUGCCAGAGCUCUGGAAAGCCAGACUGGUUGCAGCAGACAUUUCAUCAGCUAUUGCUGUGGUUAGAUGUGCAGUCAGAUGUCUUCAAGCAGUUACAACUUCCCAUCCCACUUCAUAUUUUCAAAGAUUUUUCUCUCAGUGCUCAGAUCAACCUUCUGCCUCUUACUCUUUUCCCUUCACAUAGCGAAAGCAGGGUGAAUUGUGUGAAAUGACAAAACUGAUUUUAACCUUCACUGCUGUUCAUCCAGAGCUGGCUCUGGGGCUCCACACCACUUCUUCGACUCACAUGCCAUCAGAGGAGAGGACCUGGCAAAUUGCAGCAAAGAAGGGUGACAGGCACUCCACAUGAAGUCCUUCCCUCGAACUAAAUAGGUCUGAAACAACCGCUAUUAAUCUUCCCUAAAUACCCAGAGUAAAGUAGGAACAAAACAGCUUGCUUAUUGUUUAAACGAUUUUCUGUCAUGUUCCAAAUGAUAGACACUCUAGAAGAGAAGAAUUUUCAUUCACUGCAAACGUUGAAAACCUGUAAUCAGUUUCCAGCCUAUAGAAUGUGACAUAGAGAUAGCUGCCAGCCUGGUCAAUUAAAUUCAGUCCAGUAACUGGAAGAAAUAUUUCAGGACUAUAUGGUAUUCUCAGUUAAUAAUGGGAGUCAUGACUAAUUGACGAUUGCAGAAGUUCAUUAGUUUUCUCUCUCAGCUCAUCUUUGCCUACAGUUCUGAAAACAAAGGGAGUUUGGUACUCUGGUUCCGGGUUCAACACAAUAGCUCAGCUUUCAGGGGAAAAUAAGCUGGCAAUUGCAGAGUGCUCAUUUUAUGCUUGAUCUUUUCCUUUCAUCUGAGAACUCAAUCAUUCUCUACUGGGGAGGCAGCAUUCAUGACCAGAAACUAGUGAUCUGUCUUUCUGAGGAUCAGAGCAUGAAAGAUGUACAGCUUGGAUGAAGGCAAGAAGUACAAGUUUGUCUUGCUGUGACAGAUAAAUUUUGUUUUUACUGUCUGUGGUGUCUAUUAUUGUGGCAUGUAUACCUUGUAAUUUUCUAUUUGUGUAGGACUGUUGAGCUUUUCUUCCAUAAUUCGCAAAUGUACAAAAGCAGUCAUGGCAACAAUUCAUAGGAAAAGCUGCAAGUAUUAGUGUUUAUUCUUUAUACUUAUGAACAAUAGAGAUUUAUAUAUCCCAGCACAAAACCUAAUCCUGUAUCUGUAUGAAUUAAAAGUGCUAUCCUACAUGUUUUAUGUCCUGAGACCAGCAAACAACACCAUUCCCUUUCAGCCAUGGCUGUAGGAACCUGUGGUGGUACCUUUGUCAUGGGCAGAGGGCUUCAUGCUGUACCUAUUCUCUCCAGGAACAGAAGGCCUUUGGAGGAUCUAGCAAGUGGAAACCAGCAUGAAAUAAACUGAAAACUGUUAAAAUAGGAAGGAAGGGGAAAUGAGGAAGAAAAAAAAAAGGACGAAUCUGGGUAAACAUCAUACAAUAGAAUUAAUGACAAGCAGGCAGGCAACAGGACCCAGCUGAAGCCCAGCUCUGGAUCCCUAACUCAUCACAUGCUGCUGGAAACCACCAGAGGAACACGGGAAAGAAGGUGUAGUCAUCAUUCCACACACAUUUCAACUGACUGCAGGAGCACUCAGACAAAAUCAGCUUGAAGAAAGAGAAGGAUGUGUUGAAGAGUUUAUUCUCUUGACAGAUCUACAAGAAGCCUAUUUCUGAAGAAUGGCGCUGAGUGACCUCUUUUACCCAGACAACCCAAAAAGACGGCAAGAACUGAUCCAUCUGCACCAGGAAUUGCUCAGCUGUAUGUCCAUGAAUUUCCAUGCAACAAAUGAGCUGGCUGGAGUGCUGAAUGAACACCUGGGCUGUACCCUUACCCGCAUUCAGAUGAGAGAAAGCAGCACUGUCAAGGAAAACUGUGACAUUAUCAUUCAAGCGAUGAGUGAGAUUCAGCAUCAGGUACAGAAGAUUGAUAGUGACAUGAAGGAAAAGCUGGAACCUGUGCUGUACCAGAAACUGUAUAACAUCAAAGAGCCUGAGCUGGAGAAAAUUGCAAUAGCUCAGAAAGUUUUUUCCAUUGUUCUUGGAGAAGCGACUUCAACAGCUGGGAUGGUAGCUAUCAAAUUACUCAGCUCCGAUCUUAUAAUUCUCACUGUGAGCAAGCUUGUCAGCCUCCUUGCACAGAUCGGGGCAUCUGUUCUUGGAGGAAUCAGCAUCACCAUUCUUGGGCUCGGCAUUGAAAUGAUCCUCCACGCAAUCCUGGGAGCCGUGGAGAGGAAUCAGCUUCUGGAAGCUGUGAGAAGCUAUGAGAAGCACCUGGCUGAGUUUAAAGCAGCCUCAGAAAAGUACCAGUGUGCCAUACGUGAAGUGACUUCUUUGGUGAGAAAGCAGGUUCAGUGAAUGAAGUUGAAGUUCUGUGAAUGAAAUUGGAGUUCUCUCAUCUGCUGUGACAGCAGCUGCAGCAGCUACACCUGCAGAAGCCUUUUUGAUUCAUUUUGGUAAAUGGCUUUUUUUCUUAUUAGUGGCAGCAGAGCAAGAGAUGUGACAGAGCAGGGAAUUGGCACUGAAAUAUAUGAAUACAGAACUGGUUUAUAGGUGCUUCUGGGAGACAAUGCUUCAAACACUUUGCACCUUUCCUUCAGCUGUUUUCUGGAAUGCGCUGUAGACGAACUGUGUAAUUCAUACUAGUGACAAUAAUAUUCACUGCUGGAACAGUAGUGGUGAGAAAGUGUGAUUUUUCUCUUACUGUGUUUCUAUAUCAAAGACAACAACAUAGUGAGAGAAAACAAUGUCAACAAGGCAGUCCAUGUCAUCAUCUGGAGGGCUCGUCAGGAUGGCUGUUGUUGCUAAACUCUGAGUGUGGAUUAGGGCUAAAUUCCUGUUCAUGGAAGUGCUUACAAGGACUAGCUGAAGAAUAUUUAACUGCUAUUUCCUGUCCCAUCCCUGCCUAAGGAGCCAGUUAAGAUCUUCUUUAAAUAAACUUUAAUCCCAGUAGAUUAUCAGGUAAGAGAAGCACGAGCCUACAGAAAAACACACACAACUGAGAGAAAAGGGCUGUAGUGUUCCAGGCACGCUUGGCUGUGAAUAACCUCUUUUGCUCAGUAAUGACCAGCUCUUGCCAACCCAAAGGUUGUUAUUCCUGUGCAAUAUUGCUGCUCUGUUGGUUGAAAUGGGAUUAUACACAUGUACAAGUGUCUGUAGGAUUACAGCCCCAUUAAUGCACUAAAUUUAUUUUCACGUGCUUUACCCAGUCUCACCAAUGCGGGAGUGCCAAAAACAUACUCAGAUUCUGCAUUUCAAAAUAUGCUACAAAAUAUCCUUAUUUUUCAGAUUUUAAAAACUAAGCUGGAAGGAAGAACAUGAUUUGCAGUCUCUUGCUCUGUUUUGCUGUUGUUGGCUUUUUUUGCUUUGAUCUUUGGGAAAAAAAAAAAAAAAGAAUGAAUAAAAAUGUACCUGAAUGAGAUCUGUCUUUCCUGUACUCAUGUUGUUUGUUUGUUUGUUUUAAAAAAAUAAAUCUUAAAAAAAUAAUGAAAAAAA